This is a messenger RNA of Haliaeetus leucocephalus (bald eagle), 774 nucleotides long. RefSeq names its product transmembrane and immunoglobulin domain containing 1 (gene TMIGD1). The coding region runs from base 1 to 774 and encodes 257 amino acids. Lineage: Eukaryota; Metazoa; Chordata; Aves; Accipitriformes; Accipitridae. The transcript is spliced from 5 exons. The record is from RefSeq and is a predicted model, not a curated record.
AUGGCACAGAGAAGCAGCCUCGCCGUCCCCUAUGAAGUGCCUGUCCUUGCCGUUUGCUUUUUGGCAUGCGUAGUCACAGGUUUGGAGUUGUCUGUGAAUAACCACGCUGCUGACUUCUCCCUGUCUACGUCGGCUGGCCCUCCCGUCUCCCUCUCCUGCCUAGUACAGAACAGCAGCCAGGCUGAGGAGCUGCUCUGGUAUCGAGAAGGCGGCAAAGUGGAUCUGAAAGAUGGGAAUAAAGUGAACGUCAGUAACAUCUGCAUAUCCCCAGUCACCAAGUCUGACAAUGGAGUCACCUUCACAUGCAAGCUGGCACGGGACAAGUCUGUCCAGGUGUCUGUGAUCCUGGAUGUCCAGUUUCCUCCCCAGCUGACUGGAGAAGAGUCCCUCCAAAUCGAAGAAAACAAAGAUGUUACUCUGACCUGCAAUGCCAAAUCCAACCCUCAAGCCCAAACAGCUUGGUAUAAGAACAAGAACACCUUGAUCCUACAGCAAAAUCGUUACCAGCUGUACCAGACUAGUGAGGUCUUUCAGCUCUCUAUCAAAACAGUACAGAAGUCUGACAACGGGACCUACACCUGUGUGGUGAAAUCUGCUUUGGGAGAGGGGAGAAAGGAUUUCCACCUGAUAGUUGAAGAUAAAAAACCUGUUUUUCCCACAGAGGCUGUUAUUGCUGCUGCCGUGGUAGUUACACUCACAGUACUUUUUGGAAUUGUGGCUCGAAAAGAUAAAAUUUUUAAGUGCUUCAAAAGAUCAAGUGAAACAGCUCUGUAA